AUGGCGGACCGACUCCUCUCCACCGUGCCCCACCACCGAAACCUCCCGGAGAGCUACGUACGGCCGGAGUCUCAGAGGCCCCGGCUUGCUGAAGUCGAGAGCGACGCGAACAUUCCCGUUGUCGACCUCGGCGCUGAUGAUCAAUCCCAAAUCAUCUCCCAGAUCAACGACGCCUGCCGAUCCUAUGGCUUCUUCCAGAUUGUGAAUCAUGGGAUAUCUGUUGAAUUGAUGCUCAAGAUGAUGGCUAUCGCCUUCGAAUUCUUUUACCUUCCUCCGGAGGAAAAAGCCAAGCUAUAUUCUGAUGAUCCCGCGAAGAAAAUAAGGUUAUCGACGAGCUUUAAUGUUAGGAAGGAGACGGUUCACAACUGGAGAGAUUAUCUCCGGCUGCACUGCUAUCCUCUGGAGGAGUUUGUGCCAGGGUGGCCUUCCAACCCCCCUUCGUUCAGGGAAGUGGUGAGCACUUACUGUAGGGAAGUUCGUCAACUAGGCUUCCGACUCCUUGGGUUAAUAUCUUUGAGCCUGGGUUUGGAGGAGGACUACAUUGAGAAGGUUCUUGGUGAGCAAGAACAACACAUGGCCAUAAACUACUACCCCCAGUGCCCGGAGCCUGAGCUCACAUAUGGUCUACCAGCCCACACAGAUCCAAAUGCUCUCACGAUUCUCCUUCAGGACCAAAAGGUGGCUGGCUUGCAGGUUUUUAAGGAUGGCAAAUGGAUCAGAGUUGAUCCCCACCCCAAUGCUUUUGUCAUCAACAUCGGCGACCAACUACAGGCACUGAGUAAUGGUAGGUAUAAGAGUGUUUGGCACCGGGCGGUGGUCAAUUCCGAUGAGGAAAGGAUGUCCGUGGCAUCGUUUCUUUGUCCGUGUAACAGUGCGGUCAUUAGCCCUGCAAAGACGCUCACCGGCGAUGGAUCGGCGGCCGUAUACAGGAGCUUCACAUACGCCGAGUACUACAAGAAGUUUUGGAGCAGGAACUUGGACCAGGAACACUGCUUGGAGCUAUUCAAGAGCUAGUCGGCAACCAUCAUGCCGUCAUCAAUUGAAUCAUCGUGUCUCCUCUGCUGUCCUCACGGGAUGGUUGACGACUCCGGUGGUUUGUCUUGCUUUGUAGCUUUCCUUCUGAGCACCCACCGCCCGUGUCAUGGCGCAAGAUUCACCACUUGCUCGUCAAUGUUGUCCAACUGUAGCCUGGAAAAAGGUUGCAAUACUUUCUUAAUUUAUACCUACUCAUCGGACUAUUAUAUUUAUAACUGUUUGAGUUGUAUUGAAUAUUAGUUUUAAGCCCGCACGCAGAUUCUAUGUUA
Elaeis guineensis (African oil palm) is the source of this 1304-nucleotide messenger RNA. RefSeq names its product flavanone 3-dioxygenase 2. Lineage: Eukaryota; Viridiplantae; Streptophyta; Magnoliopsida; Arecales; Arecaceae. The record is from RefSeq and is a predicted model, not a curated record.